Hansenula anomala is the source of this 1879-nucleotide messenger RNA. RefSeq lists its product as uncharacterized. The transcript has a single exon. NCBI's taxonomy places the organism in Eukaryota, Fungi, Ascomycota, Saccharomycetes, Phaffomycetales, Wickerhamomycetaceae. The record is from RefSeq and is a predicted model, not a curated record. Bases 81 to 1379 code for a protein of 432 amino acids.
CAAUUUCUUUCCCAAUUAUCUUUUCAAGUUCAAAAAAAAUCUCAUCUUCAUUAAUUCUCAUUCAACGUUAUUAAAACAAGAUGGUUAGCAAGAACUCACUAUUGAAAGCUGGUGCCAUAAGUGCCCUUGCCUCUAUUGCAAAUGCUCAAUCACUUUUCACACCAAUAGAUUUCAAAUCAUCUUUGGAUUUAUACUACUAUUUCAAAAGCGGUAAUGCUAUAGCAGCAAUCACAGAUGAAGGUAUAGAUAUUGAAGGUUCUUUCAGUUCCAAUGAUGAAUUAUGUCAAGCUUUAGACGGUGCUCAAUUAGUCUACUCAAGUGAUAAAGGUGAAGAUGUUUUGUUAACAUCAAACUGUUUUUCAGUCUACCAUUUAGUUGAUAACUCAAGCUCAGAAAUAACAUGGAGUUCAUGUCAAGAAUUUCCAUUCUUUGCUAACUAUUGUCCUGGCGGUUCUGCUUCAGGUUCUGCUUCAGCUACACUAAGUUCUACUACUUUAUCAAGCACUGCUACUGCUGCUCAAAAUUCAGUCAGUGGCUCAGAAACCCUAUAUUUAACCACUGUCACAUCAACCAUAAAUAACAUUGAAACCAUAUAUACCACAUACUGUCCAUUAUCAGAAAUCACAGCUUCAAGAUCACAACCAGCAUCAAUCAGCGGUGGUACUACAAACAUCAACGCUGUUAAUGGUGCUCCAGCUGUUCAAACUUCCACAUAUGUUGUUACUGAAAAUGGUUCAGAAUCAACUUUCACCACAUUAAUUCCAAUUAGUGGAAGUGCUGCUGGUAUUGCUGGCGCUGCUGGUCCUCAAAAAACUUUUGUUGAUAACACUGAUUUCUAUGAAACUCUUGAAAGUCAUGCUUCAGCUGCCACCUCAGUCAGUGGAUCAGAUACUUAUGUUUUAAGUACUGUCACUUCAACAAUUGGUAACAUUGCCACUAUUUACACAACUUAUUGUCCAAUUUCUGAAAUUGCAACUGGCUCAGCUCCAGCUACUAUUGCUUCUGAAACCCCAGCUCCUUCUGCUCAAGGUUUAACCGCUGGUGCUGCUUCUGCUGGUACUGAAAGUGCAGCUCCAUCAGUUCAUUCAACUCUCGUCAGUUCAGUUGUUACAAACUCAGAUAACGGUGAAGUUUCUACCGUUUUAGUUCAAACUACCUACACUGUUGGUACUCCUUCAGCCCCAGCUGCUUCAGGUGCUACAGUUGCUCAACAAGGUGCUCCUUCAGGUUCAGGCUCAGUCGCUCAACAAGGUGCUUCUUCAAGCGCUGGUUCAGUUGCUCCAGCUAUUACUUCAUUCUACGAAGGUGGUGCUGCUCAAGUUAUUAGCUCCAUCUCUCUUGCUUCAUUUGUUGCUAUCUUCUUUGGAUUAUUUUGUUAAAAUUUCUUGACAUAUCUUCUUUUAAUAUCAUUUGUACAUUUAAUUACCAAAAUCUUUUAAUCAGUUAUUGAUUUUGUAUGAUUGUAGUGAUUUUGAAUUGACCAUCUGCUGAACUUGGGAGUACAUACUGGCUUUCUUCAAAGGAUAAUCAAUAUCGGUCAUAGUCCAUGACUAGGUUUAAUAAAUUACAUCAAUAGUAUAAUGACAUAGAUGGUACUCUCUACUACACUGUAUAUUUGCCAAUGGAGUUGUUGUACAACUCAAAUCAGAUCUUUACUGGAUAUGUUAUGACGUGCAGUUGAAAUUGGAAAUUAAUUGAAGCACAUCUGUCAUAUUGAUCGAUUCGAUCACAUACAUACAGUCGAAAUUCGAAACGAUAAUUUGAAAGACAGAAGACGUAAGUUGUUAGCGUAACAGCUUGGGAAAGUUUUAACUUCCAUAUUCCGUAACUUUGCACUUUAUUGUUUGGUUACGUCCUCCACAUAGUUACGACAAAUCAG